ACUCCGCCCGUCUAUUCGGAAGCCUCUGACCCUAAAACAUGCGCACCUCUGUUUGAUUCCUCAGUUGUUACCUGUGACGCUAAGCUGACAACACAAGCGCUGUCUUUUGUCUUUCAUUGUCGUCGUCGGUCAAACAAGUUAACCAUGACGCAAGUGAACAGGUGCCUCAAGUUAACCCUCAUCGUGUCCAACGUCUUCUUCGCGAUAGUGGGCGGCCUCAUCAUCUCCCUUGCUCUGCUGCUGCAAGUGCUCACCCACUUCAAUGGAGCCGCACUGGAAGGCCGUGGCACCGCUCUGGUCAUGCUGUACGUGGUGGGCACCAUCACCAUGGUGAUCGCCGCUGUGGGAGCGUAUGGAGCGCACCGCCAGAGCCGCCCUGCGCUCAUCGUGUUCCUGGUCUGCAUGGUCAUCGGAAGUCUGCUCAUGCUGCGUGUCGGCAUCCCUGCUGCCGCCGUGCGUCCUCAGUUGGAGGGGUUGAUGAAGGACACGCUGAGUCAGAUGCUGCCAUUGGAUGCAACCAGUCAGGAGAACAAGGACAUCGCCAACGGUGUGCAGGAAAUGCUGCAAUGUUGCGGCCUCUUCAGCUACGACGACUGGCGCCAGAACAUUCCCGACUCAUGUUUGUGUGACGGCGUGGCCCAGAGGGAGGGGAAAUGUCAGACUGUCAACUACAACAUGCUGAUGCUGCAGAUGAAGAAGUUGGUCUACGCUCAGCCGUGCUUCCCGCUCAUCGCUCACUACGUCCUCAUGAUGGUCGACGUCGUCAUCGGGGUCGUCUUCGUGUUGGCCAUUUUGGCGCUACUGGGCCUGACGCUGUCGUCCAUCAUGAUCCAUCAGCUGCGUGCCGCCAACCGCCCCUCGGUGGUGAUGGUGGUGCCCAGCAUCUUCAAGGCAGCGCCCCCCAAGUACCAGGAGCUGCACAACCCGCCCGUUUACUAGGCCAUGCCUCCUUGCUUUUUUUGCGCUCCCUUUUCCUUUUAAGGCCAAACAGGCAUGUAGUGACAAAGUGCCUUAAAUCACUGAUGCACUGGCGCUCAGGCAGAGAAGCCUGCGCCCCCAUUUUCUUCUGCGGUGAAAGGGAUGGUGUGUGUGUGUGAGAAUGUGACAAGUUUGUUGCUGGGGGGGGGGGGGGGGGAUUUCCAAUGCUACUGUUAAGAUUCUUUGAUUUCAAACAAAUGUACUUGAGGCCUUUUUGUUUAGUAAACUGUAUUUGCUGUUACCUUAAAAGUGUGUUGUUCUUCCUGGAAAUAAAGGUGAGCAGUCAUUCUCUGCAACUGCAAAAUGCACAACACCUGACUCACAGCUGUGACGUCACAUUUGGUCUUUGCCGCCCUCUGCUGGCCACAGCACAACACAUGACACUUGUUUUUUUUCCCCCCAAUAAUCCUUUAAUAUUGUUAGCACUUUUAAAAAGUCAGAUGAAACUUUUUUUCCCCCCAAUAAUCCUUUAAUAUUAGCACUUUUAAAAAGUCAGAUGAAACAAAGCCUUUUAAGAGUUGAGCAUGCACAUGUCCACGGUGGUAAACAAGACACGAGUCGCAGACGGCCGGGCGUAUGGAAAACGUGUCAAAAUGGCCCCGGUGGCUUGUCAGAAGCGUCGCUUUUUAAAUGGAGAGGUUUAAAAUGCAGCAGAGGGUGAGGAAGCUGUCAGAUGAUGUCAUCCAACCAACAACGACAAACGCCAGGCAGGAAGUGAUGUCAUGAUGCUGACCAUUAAUUACUACUUUUACUUUGAAGAGCACAAUGACAAUUUAACUCAUUAAAUAAGACUUCCCAUGAGAGACUGUGUGCGCGUGUGUUAGCCAGAUGAGCAGCAUCCUCCAGUGGGUGUGGCCUGAGGCUCAUCAUCAACAAUCUGUACGCCCCGCCUACUCGAUGCCAGCUGGCUUCCUCCGUUGCCCUUCGACCUCUCGUCAGCCUGAGCCGCCUCCAUCAUUCCUGUGUGAAGUCACAUGACUCGUCAGAAACACGAGGAGUGGCAAGAAGUCAUGGAGGUGUCUAAACCACACAAGUUAGUCCUGGCGGUGCAAGACCACACUUUCAAGCGCACGCACCUCCCAGCCUGGCUUAUCCAGAUGGAGCAGAACAGAGUAACCAUUCAUGUUGAGUCAACGCUUAACCCUCUACUUGAAAGCUGCUCCCCUUCAGCUUUGGUUUGUUGCUCUUGGUGAGGACCUGGGAUCAUUUAUUCAUCUGUCAGCCAUCAGAAGGAUCUGUCUGUUUCUUAGUGUAACCGGAAUAACCUGAAAUACUGCGUACUCUUCAAUUUUUAAACGGUGAAUGGAGACAUGGACUCUUUAACCUGAGAGGCAUCUUCACUUCUAAAUAUAUUAAGUGCAGCGUCUACCUAUUUAUAUCUCCGGGGGUGGUCACAGUAGGGUUGUGGUGGCAAAACAGCUCGAUAGUAGCGGCCACUCUUGCCAGGGAAUGAGACCAUCUUUGGGGGAGAGGUGUCAGGAUGCGUGGACAUGGACAUGGUUGUCCUGAAAGGAACGUCCCUUCUUGCAAAUGGACUGCUGACUCUAGGCAAGAAAGAAUGGCUCUCCAGUGGUUCUCUGCAUCUGUAUAAGGGUCGCUUGGU
Dunckerocampus dactyliophorus (ringed pipefish) is the source of this 2581-nucleotide messenger RNA. RefSeq names its product tetraspanin-8-like. The transcript is spliced from 8 exons. Lineage: Eukaryota; Metazoa; Chordata; Actinopteri; Syngnathiformes; Syngnathidae. Bases 145 to 939 code for a protein of 264 amino acids. The record is from RefSeq and is a predicted model, not a curated record. Gene Ontology annotation, cellular component: membrane.